CUGGUAGUAUCGCAGCCAGAAAGCGGUGGGAAACAGAAACACUAUGGCUGCCACUCUGUCUCUUACUCAGCUUUCCAGUGGAAAUCCCGUCUAUGACAAAUAUUAUCGACAGGUGGAUCCCUCUGGGAGCGGACGAGUGGCGGCAGCAGAUGCGGCUCUCUUCCUGAAGCGGUCCGGCUUGGCUGACGUAGUGUUGGGAAAGAUCUGGGAUUUGGCAGACAGUGAAAGAAAGGGUUCACUUAACAAACAGCAAUUCUUCAUAGCGUUGCGGUUGGUUGCCUGUGCUCAGAAUGGCCUGGAGGUGGCGCUUAAGAGUCUUAAUGUGGCUGUUCCUCCACCCAAAUUUCAUGAUACAAGUAGCCCACUGUUGGCAGGAGGAGUGGCUGUCGACACUCCCUGGGUUGUCAAGCCGGAGGAGAAGAUGAAGUUUGACUCCAUUUUUGAGAGUCUGGGUCCAGUUGGAGGGAUGCUGUCAGGAGACAAAGUUAAACCUGUUCUGCUCAACUCCAAGUUGCCUGUGGACAUCUUGGGGAGGGUGUGGGAGCUCAGUGACCUCGACAGAGAUGGCAUGUUGGACAGAGAUGAAUUUUCUGUGGCAAUGUUUCUGGUUUAUAGAGCUCUAGAGGGCGAGUCCGUUCCCAUGUCCCUACCGCCUCCUUUAGUUCCACCCUCUAAGAGGAAAAAAUCUGCGGUGGCACCCGUGAUGCCCCUGUUACCCUCACCUCCCUCUGUGAAAGAAAGUCGCUCCUCCCACACUGGCUCGAAGACCCUUCCCCACCCUCCCAAACCCGCGCCAGCUCCUGCCCCAACACCAGCAGCUGUCCCUUGGGUGGUGUCGGCGGCAGAUAAAGCUAAAUACGAUGAACUGUUCAGUAAGACGGACAGCGACAUGGAUGGCUUGGUGUCCGGAGCAGAAGUCAGAGAUAUUUUUCUCAAAACCGGGUUGCCAUCGGCUACACUCGCACGUAUCUGGGAGCUCUGUGACAUUGGAGACAUGGGGAAGCUGACCCGUGAGCAGUUUGCUUUGGCGCUUUAUCUGAUUAAUCUGAAGCUGACGAAAGGCCUGGAUCCACCGCAGACUCUCUCUGCGGAAAUGAUCCCUCCAUCCGACAGACAAAAUGGCAAACAGAACAAUGCAAAUCUGGCAGCUGACUUCUCUGCUAUUAAGGAGCUUGAUACCCUCAGCAAUGAGAUUUUUGAGCUCCAGAGAGAGAAGAGCUCUGUAGAGGAGGAGAUCAAGGAGAAGGAGGAGGCUAUUCGACAACGCACGGAUGAGGUUCAGGACCUCCAAGACGAAGUAGCAAAGGAGACGGAGGAGCUUCAGCGGCUGCAGUCUCAGCGUCAGAAGGUCCAGGAAGCUUUAGAUGAGCUAGACCAGCAGAAAGCCAAUUUGGAGGAGCAGCUCAGCCUCAUUCGAAAGCAGACCAGCCAGGAGACCCAACUUAUCUCAUCACUGGAGUCGGAGCAUGAGGAGCAGGAGCAGAAGAUCUGUCAGUAUGAGGAGGAGCUUGUUCAGGCACGAGAAGAGCUUCUGGCUCUGCAGGAGGAGAGCCGGAGGCUGCAGGAAAAGGUUCAAGCUGCCCAGGAGCAACUAACUCCUCUUCAGGAGUCGGUGCGGGACUCCUUUACUCAAGUUUCCAAGAUUCAGCAGAAAGUACAAGAGCUUCGUCUGGAAGAGAGGUCAGUGACUGCUCAGCUGAGCUGGAAGAGAGCCCUUGAGGACAGCUCCCCAGUCAUGGUUAAUGGAUCGGCUGGCUCCACGGCAGAACUUGACCUCUUCAACGAGGACUUACCUAAAGAGCUUAAGGAGGUUGAGCCAGCUGCUGUCACCAGUCAGCAGAACGAACAUUCAGAUGAAAAGGAGAGGGAGGAAGUCAAUGAGACUGAAAGAGAGAAGGAGGAGCAGAGCACCAAGGCUCCAGAGGAGAAGAGCAAACCUGAUGCUCUGGAUGAUCUCUUCUCCGGUCUAGCAUCUACUGAUAUGUACAGCAGUCUGUCCACCAUUUCUAAGCUACGAGAUAACCCAGUUGAGCAGGAAAACAACAGCUUAGCACCAGAUGUGUCAUCUGAGGCCUCCGAUGAUGAUGAAGAAUCACUAAAAGAGACUCCACUCAAGGUUGACUCUCCAGAGCCAGAGAGCCAGCAGGAGCAAUCAGAGUCUACAGAAACAACGCCCUCCCCGUUACCUCCACAGGUGGGCCCUCGCUCUCUUCCACCACAGACAAGCCCUCCUUCCCUGCCGGAGAUCGACUUCUUCAAUACAGACCCUUUCACUGACCAUGAUCCAUUCAAAGAAGAUCUCUUUGGAAAAGCAGAUGUAGCAGAUCCCUUUGGAGAAGAUCCAUUUAAAGGCUCAGACCCAUUCGCUGCAGACUCUUUCUUCCCCCAGCCCUCCAACGCCAGUUUUCCCUCUAAAGACCCUUUUUCAGCCUCAGCUGACCCAUUUGGCACAACACCUGGAAUACCAGAACCAGACCUAUUUGCAGCCAAAGCUAAGGAUGGAUCAGCACUACCAGCAUCAGCUGCAGCAGCCCCAGAUCCCUUCGUCUCUAAGACAGCCAGUCCACCCCCAGCAUCCAAGGAUCCUUUUAAUUCUGCAGGGGACAAAGUGGGGGAUUCAGACCCAUUUGGAAGCAAAAUGAACAACGCUGGGGAGGUGGAUCCAUUCAGUUCACAGGAGGGGGGGUCAGAUCCAUUCAGCUCUUCUUCUACAAGCUCUGAUCUGGCUGCGAAGGAUUCCACACCAUCUAAUGAUCCCUUUGCUCCUGGAGGUACUACUGUGAGCACCACCUCAGAUCCAGAUCCAUUUGCUGCUGUUUUUGGCAAUGAGUCGUUUGGAGCAGGCUUUGCAGAUUUCACUGCUUUGUCAAAGUCUAAUGGUCUGGACCAAUUUGGCAUCAACAAUAAGAACCUGUUCCAGGAGGACAACCAGUCUGCCAGCUCUGCAGUGCCCCCUGCCCUGCCCCCUAAAACGGGUACACCAACGAGACCUCCUCCUCCACCUCCAGGUAAGAGGGCAUCAGUCUCUAGGACAGAGUCCUCCGACUCUUUCCAGCGGCGAGGACCCCUUCUUCAGACCUCUGCAGACUUCUCCUCUUCCUCCUCUACCCUGCCUGCCAAGGAUCCUUUAGCUGACCCCUUCGCCCCCUCCUCCCCUCCUCGCCACAACAUGCGGGAAGCUGAUCGAUUUGCCAGCUUUGACAAAUAUCCAACCGAGGAAGACAUGAUAGAGUGGGCAAAGCGCGAGAGCGAGCGAGAGGAAAAGGAACGACUAGCAAGGCUCACCCAACAGGAGCAAGAGGACCUGGAGCUCGCCAUCGCUCUAAGCAAGUCUGAACUCUCUUGAGGAGGCUGCUCCCCUCAGCCGGGCAGGCGCUGCAUUGCCUGACCUGGCCCCAAAAAAAAAAA
Cyprinodon tularosa is the source of this 3408-nucleotide messenger RNA. It is a transcript of the gene eps15, whose product is annotated as epidermal growth factor receptor pathway substrate 15. The transcript has 25 exons. Gene Ontology annotation, biological process: endosomal transport; endocytosis. Gene Ontology annotation, cellular component: cytoplasm; clathrin coat of coated pit; plasma membrane. The coding region runs from base 44 to 3346 and encodes 1100 amino acids. Lineage: Eukaryota; Metazoa; Chordata; Actinopteri; Cyprinodontiformes; Cyprinodontidae. The record is from RefSeq and is a predicted model, not a curated record. Gene Ontology annotation, molecular function: cadherin binding; calcium ion binding.